Molecule: messenger RNA, 1804 nt
Organism: Xenopus laevis (African clawed frog)
Lineage: Eukaryota; Metazoa; Chordata; Amphibia; Anura; Pipidae
Gene: sucla2.S
Product: succinate-CoA ligase, ADP-forming, beta subunit S homeolog
Exons: 11
Coding region: 18-1394 (458 amino acids)
Biological process (GO): tricarboxylic acid cycle; succinyl-CoA metabolic process
Cellular component (GO): succinate-CoA ligase complex; mitochondrion; cytoplasm
Molecular function (GO): catalytic activity; magnesium ion binding; ATP binding
Source: RefSeq, marked provisional
CGUCUGGAAGAGACAACAUGGCGGCCUCCGUAAUGUACAGCCGGCUGUCAGCUGGAUUGAGGAGUCGGGUGCCUCGCUUCGGUUCCGCAGUUCAGGUGCUCAGUGGAUUUCCUGGUGUGUUCGGCUGCCAUGGUGUCCAAGCACAACAACAUCGAAAUCUGUCUCUUCAUGAGUAUCUGAGCAUGGACCUGCUGAAAAAUGCUGGUGUUGCCAUUCCAAAAGGUUGUGUUGCAAAAACACCAGAUGAGGCUUAUACAGUAGCGAAAGAAAUUGGUUCAAAGGAUCUGGUUGUUAAAGCACAAGUAUUGGCUGGUGGCAGAGGCAAAGGCACCUUUGAAGGAGGUUUAAAAGGAGGAGUGAAGAUUGUUUAUUCACCUGAAGAAGCCAAAGACAUUGCAUCUCAGAUGAUUGGGAAGAAGCUUUUCACAAAACAGACCGGUGAAAAGGGCAGGAUAUGCAAUCAUGUGUUUAUCUGUGAACGAAGGUAUCCCAGACGAGAGUACUACUUUGCAAUUGCUAUGGAAAGGGCAUUCCAAGGCCCUGUACUAAUUGGAAGUUCCCAAGGUGGUGUAAAUAUUGAAGAUGUUGCUGCUGAAAAUCCAGAUGCCAUUAUUAAGGAACCCAUUGAUAUUAUUGAAGGAAUAAAGAAAGAGCAAGCUGUCAGGCUUGCAGAGAAAAUGGGCUUCCCCUCAAAUAUCGUGGAUGAAGCUGCAAACUGUAUGAUUAAUCUGUAUAAUCUCUUUAUGAAAUAUGAUGCUACUAUGGUUGAAAUUAACCCGAUGGUAGAGGAUGCAUCCGGAGUUGUAAUGUGUAUGGAUGCAAAGAUAAACUUUGACUCCAAUUCAGCUUAUCGACAGAAGGAAGUGUUUGAUCUGCGGGACUGGUCGCAGGAAGACGAGAGAGACAGACAAGCUGCAACAGCUGAUCUUAACUACAUUGGUCUAGAUGGCAACAUUGGAUGUCUUGUGAAUGGGGCUGGCUUGGCUAUGGCAACAAUGGAUAUAAUAAAGCUUCAUGGAGGUACACCCGCAAACUUCUUAGAUGUUGGAGGUGGUGCCACAGUUCAUCAAGUAACAGAAGCAUUUAGACUGAUUACAUCUGAUAAAAAGGUCCUUGCUAUACUAGUCAAUAUAUUUGGUGGCAUUAUGAGAUGUGAUGUAAUUGCUCAAGGUAUCAUUAUGGCUGUGAAGGACUUGGAAUUAAGGAUACCUAUUGUAGUCCGUUUGCAAGGAACAAGAGUUGAUGAUGCCAAAGCACUUAUUACGGCCAGUGGAUUGAAAAUACUUGCAUGUGAUGAUUUGGAUGAAGCAGCAAAAAUGGUUGUUAAACUUUCAGAAAUCGUAACACUGGCAAAACUAGCGCAAGUCGAUGUUAAAUUUCAGUUGCCGAUCUAAUGCUGCUCAACGGCUUGGAGACCUGGAACUAUUUGUUUAUUUUUCCUUUCCCCUUUUCCUGUUUAGGUUUUAGUUAAUGCUUUUUGACUUAAGAAUGGUUGCUGUGUGAAAUGAAUUGCUGCUUUUGGAAUUAUUGUCACAUCACCCAUACACACAAAUUGACAUACGUAUAUCUAUAUAAGCAGUAUAGUUAUAACCAUUAUCAUGUCAUCUCAAAGCCCACUGAUGUGCAUUCAAGCAUGUAUUUUUGUUAAUGUACUUAAUAUUUUGAGAUCAAUACCCUUGCAGUUAUUUGCAUCAUUAUCACAGAGGCAGCUGAUGUUUGUCAGUCAGUACUGUAUAUAAAGGACUGUAGGAAAAAAAAAUUGUAACAUUUGUUUAGGUAAAGUAAUAAAUUGCUUCACAUACAA